ACAGUAAGGUCUGUACGCACAAACGCACGGUGAUGUUACGGCGCCCUCUGCUGGUUAUUCCCUGCCAUUACAUCAACAACUCAAUACUUCAUAAUAGGGUGUGUGCGUAGGAAGGCUUGGAUGCGGUCAUUAUCUGUGAGUUUGGACCGAUAGGCCAGAUCCGUUCGGGAGGCAGAAGUGUGUUUCGGGACCAGACCGGGCUCGGUACCGUGUAUUUUCCUGGAUCGGUACGUAUGUUAUUGUUAUGUUGUUGUUUCUAGACCGUUACUCGAAGCCAUGAUGCUCAUACUCAGCCUUACCCACCCUUGUUACGAUGACGGAUUUGAGAAUAUUUUAAUAUAAUCAGACGGUGACAAUAGCAGCAGGUCCUUAUACUCAGUGUACUAAUUUGUACGUAAGCUAAAAAAAUGUGUCAGAAUUUAUUUAGGCUCCUUUCGUGCUGUGUUACAUCUUAAGCUAAUGCUACAUAGCCCGAAUGCGUGUCUCCAGCUAAAACACUCUGUACUCCUCUGAGCUGAAGGUAGAGUACCUAAAAGCUAACCCAAACCUUCAGACAAAAUGUGGAUUUUGCGAAUAUUUACAGUGUUAAAACAGUUGCAGAACAAAUGCAACAACCAGCAGCAGGAAAACUGCAAAAUCACUGAUGGGAAACAGCAUGAGGUCAUUUACUGGACAUCAUACUUGUUUAAUGAUUUCCACUGAAUUUUAAAGUAUUGAUAGAUUUUCUUAGUAAUGGAAAUAAACAAUGAUUUAACGAAAACAAAUAUAGAAUAAGAGAACACUGACACACACCUUGACCAGCUUGUAUUAACCCAAACGUGUAAAAUCUGAUCUUUAUCAUUGGAUUAUAAGGUCAGAUCACAUGUGUAAUUGAAAAUGUUGGUGAAAAUUGUACAUUUGUGUAAAAGAAAUCACAUUUCAUUAAUAUUUCUCACUUGUUAUGCAUAUCUCCACAUCUUUGAAGCUUAUUGUAGAAAAGCAACUUAAUAGGGGUGGAUCCAGAGGGUCGCCAUGCUGUUAUUUGUUUUUAAUAGUGCCUGAGCAGACAUUUUUUCAUAUCAAAAUUUGACAUUUUUAUCAUUCUAUACUAUGACAUUAUUUUAACAGACUAUACUAUGAUAUUUUUUUCAUACUAAAAUUGUAAUUGUUGGUUAUGCUAUACUAUGACUAUUUCAUACCAAAAUUAGAAUUUUUUUAUCAUACUAGACUUUAUUUUUUUAAACCAAAAUUUGACAUUUUUAUCAUACUAUACUAUGACAUUCUUUAACAUACUAUACUAUGACAUUUUUUUCUUACAAAAAUUGGAAACAUUGUCAUACUAUACUAUGACAUUUUCAUAACAUACUAUUCUGUGACAUUUUCUGAACAUACUAUACUAUAAUACUUUUUUUCUUUCUAAAAUUGAAACUUGGGAAAUUGGAAAUUUUUACAUGAAAAUUUGAAAUUUAUAUCAUACUCUACUGUAGCUUUUUUCUUAUAUACUAUACAAAAACAUUUCUUUUAUAUUAAAAUUUGAAUAUUUUCAACAUACUACACUAUGAAAUUUAUUAACAUGAUAUACUAUGUUAUUUUUAUCAUAUUAAAAUCAAAAUUUUGAUCAUACUAUACUAUGACUUUUUUCAUAUCAAAAUUCGAAUAUGUUGUCAUACUAUACUAUGACUUCUUUUCAUUUCCAAAACUUGAAUUUUUUUUUAGACUACAUUUUUCAUCAUACUAUGCUAUUACAUUUUUCAAACAUAACUUACUUUGAAUUUUUUCUUUCUAAUAAAAUUUGAAUAUUUUAACAUACUAUACUAAGGCAUUUUUUAAACAUAAUAUAGUCUUACUUUUAUCAUGCUAAAAUUAAAAAAUUUAAUUAUGCUCUACUAAGACUUUUUUCAUACCAAAAUUUGAAAUUUUUAUUAUACUAUACCAUGACCUUUUUUUUACGUACCAUACUUUGACAUUUUUUUCAUACUCAAAUUUAUAAUUUUAAUCAUACUAUACUAUGACAUUUUUUUAAUCAUACUAUACUAUGACAUUUUUUUUGACAUACUAUACUAUGAAGUUUUUUUUUUUCAUUUUAAAAUUAAAAUUAUGUUAUCCUCCUUUACUCUGACAUUUUUUUAUCAUACCAAAGUAUGACAUUUUUAUCAUACUAUACUAUGACAUUUUUUUAUCAUACUAUACUAUGACAUUUUUACCAUACUAUACUAUGACGUUUUUUUAUCAUACUAUACUUUGACAUUUUUUUUAUCAUACUAUACUGUGACAUUUUAAUCAUACUAUACUAUGACAUUUUUAUCAUACUAUACUAUGACAUUUUUUUUAUCAUACUAUACUAUGACAUUUUUACCAUACUAUACUAUGACAUUUUUUUUAUCAUACUAUACUGUGACAUUUUUUUUAUCAUACUAUACUAUGACAUUUUAAUCAUACUAUACUAUAACAUUUUUACCAUACUAUACUAUGACAUUUUUUAUCAUACUAUACUAUUACAUUUUUUCCAUACUAUACUAUGACAUUUUUUUAUCAUACUAUACUAUGACAUUUUUAUCAUACUAUACUAUGACAUUUUUAUCAUACUAUACUAUGACAUUUUUUUUAUCAUACUAUACUAUUACAUUUUUUCCAUACUAUACUAUGACAUUUUUUUAUCAUACUAUACUAUGACAUUUUUAUCAUACUAUACUAUGACAUUUUUUCCAUACUAUACUAUGACAUUUUUUUAUCAUACUAUACUAUGACAUUUUUAUCAUACUAUACUAUGACAUUUUUAUCAUACUAUACUAUGACAUUUUUAUCAUACUAUACUAUGACAUUUUUUCCAUACUAUACUAUGACAUUUUUUCCAUACUAUACUAUGACAUUUUUUAUCAUACUAUACUAUGACAUUUUUUUCAUGCCAGUUUAUAUUAUACUAUAUUAUGGCAUUAUUUUAACAUUCUAUACAACGACUUUUUUUCAUAGUAAAAUUUGAAAAUUUUAACAAACUAUACUAUGAUGUUUUUUAACAUACUAUACUAUGUUAUUUUUAUCAUGCAAAAAUUUUAAAUUUUGAUCAUGCUAUAGUAUGAUGUUUUUCAUACAAAAAUUAAAAUUUUUAUUAUGCUUUACUAUGACUUUUUUCAUACCAAAAAUUUAAAUUUUUAUCAUACUAUACUAUGACAUUUUUUUGUACCAAAAAUUGAAAUUUUUAUUGAACCUAACUAGGACUUUUUUUCCCACAUACUUUACUAUGACAUUUUUUAAACUAAAAUUUUAAACUUUUAAGUUUAAAAUUUAGCUAUGUCAACUUAAACUUUUAUCAUACCUUGUCAUUAUUAUUGGCAUGUCAUUAUUUAACAUACUACACUAUAAAAUGUUUUUCAUACUAAAAUUCAAAUUUUUAUCAUACUAUACUAUGACGUUUUAAUAAAAUUUCAAUUUUUAUUAUACUAUGACUUUUUCUAACAUUCAGUACUAGGAUUUUUUGUCAUACUAAAAUUUGAAUAUUUUAUCAUAGUAUACAAUGACAUUUUUUAACAUCCUAUACAGUGACUAUGACAAGUCAGACAAAAGAACGGGGCAUGACACGGUCAACUCCAACUUUAAUAAUUUAUUACAAAUUUAAUGUUGUAGCAACAAAACAGAUGAGGUAUGUGCGUAAGUUAGUCAGUGUGUCUGUUGUUGGAUGAGUGAAAGAUUUGUGUGUGUGCAGCAUGUUGUCAGGUGUAACACUUAAGUCCAAAGGAGGCCAAAGUUAACAAAACAAAACCCUGCUGCCUCAUGGAGCAUCUGAUGAGGAUGAAAGAGAAAGAGAGCAGGUCGACAGUUUGGUCUUUUAUUCCCUUGAAGACUGGCCAGUAAUUCCCAGGUGUGGCUAAACCCCGCCUACCGGCAAACUGCAAAGAGAAAAAUAAGAAAAUAAACAGGAAGCAAAUCCUGAGUAGGCCUGAGGGUCACUAUGAUAUUUUUAACAUACUCUUCUAUGAUAAUUAAUAAUACUUAACUAUGAUUUUGUCAUAUACCAUACUAUGACAUUUUUAUCAUACUAUACUAUGACAUUUUCAUUGUACUGUACUGGGUUAUUUUAAUCAUAAUUUACCAUUUUUAUCAUACUAUACUAUGAUGUUUUUAUCAUAAUCAACUAUGAUUUUUUAAAAUGCUAUACCAUGACUUUUUUAUUACAUUAUACUAUGACAUUUUUAUCAUACUAUACUAUGAUAUUUUUAUCAUACUAUACUAUGAUGUUUUUAUCAUAAUAUCAAUGAUUUUUUAAAAUGCUAUACUAUGACCUUUUUAUUACACUAUACUAUGACAUUUUUAUUAUACUAUUCUAUAUGUUACUAAAAAUUUGCUAUUUGCUUUUUUAUUACAUUAUACUAUGACAUUUUUAUCAUACUAUACUAUGACAUUUUUAUCAUAUUAUACUAUGACUUUUUUAUCACACUAUACUAUGACUUUUUUAUCACACUAUACUAUGACAUUUUUAUCAUACUAUACUAUGAUGUUUUUCUCAUACUCUACUAUGAUUUUUAAUAUGCUAUAGUAUGACAUUUUUUCAUACUAUAAUAUGAUAUUUUUAUCAAUCUGUGACAGACUGUGACAUUUUUAUCAUGCUAUACUAUGAUUUCUUUAAUCAUACUAUAAUAUGUUUUUUAUCUCACAAUACCAUGAUAUUUUUAACAUACUUAAAUAUGAUUUUCUGAACAUACAAGUACCAACCAUCAUAAAGGUUAGUGUUGCUAUGGAGAGCAUUGCAUGGAAGGCGGUGCGAGAUGGUGGCAUUUUCAUGGGCGGUGGUUUACAGAGGUAACGGUGUGAGACUGCUCGGGCCCGUUGAUGCCUUGUGGUGCACUAGUUUCUGUCUUGUUGUUGAUGGCUUUUGUAGCUCACAAUGAGACAUUAAUAAUAUCCAUUUAUUUUAAAAACUGCAGCCAUGAUUUAACAUUGAUCUUUAUUCUGACAUAUACCAUGUAUGAGGGUGAGGAAGCUCAAACAAACACUGAGAUCUUGUUCUUGGCUGAAGGGUUGUGUACAGUCUGCAGUCAAUCAAUAGAUUUUGGUCCAGGUAAGAGAAAGGAGUGUUGCAGUAAUCCAGGCGUGAUGAGAUAGAUGACCUUAUGAAACAUUGAGCAGUAUUGAUUUAGCUCUCAGCAGCCUCACAUGCGUUUACAUCUCGGCGUCUUCCUGUGCAUCAUGUCUGUAAUCGGUUUGUCUUGUUUGCAGGAGUUUAGGUCGCACCCUUUUGCACCGACAGCUUGACCGGGAUCAGACGUCAGCGUCGCCAUGAGCUCCUCUGCCGCUCUGCUGUGUCUGCUGGCUGGGGUCGUGGCUGCUAUUCAGACCCCACAGACAGGUGAGAGGAGCCGGGGGAGUGGGGUGUUAAACUCUGGAGAAGGUCAAGGUGGCCACAUGAGAUCCUCGGGGUGUUACUGCUUCUUUAAGUUUGUUCAGUUCUUUCAUGGGGUUAAAGUUUCUUGCCAGUUUAGUACAUUUUUUAAAGGAUGGGGUGUUUGUGGACAACACAUAAUCACACAGAGAAGAAGACACAUUAUAUUUAAAUACUGUCAGAAAAUGAAUAAAAAUAACAGAGGUUGUAUCAUUUGAAGGGGUUAGGAGAGUUUUGGAGAGUCUGCAAAGUUCUGCGAACUUUCCAGGAAAGUUCAAUCAGCGGGUUAACAAACUUUCAAACUUUCGCUGCCAAUCAGAGUAAUCUGCAGGGUUUUAAUUGGCAGCCUAAUCUACAUCAGUCCGAGCUCGAAUCUGUGUUGACACGUCUCUGUUCCCACAGUGUUCCUGGAUAAGCAGCAGGCGAGCUCGCUGAUCUCCCGUCAGAAGAGGAACGCGGACCAGCCUGCCAGCCUGGAGCAGCUCUGCAUGGAGAAAGUGUGCACCUACGAGCAGGCCAGGAGUGUGUUCAAGGACUCAUACCGCACAGUGAGCUGCAGUUUCUCUCCUCCUUACCUUUGUGUUACCUCAAACUUCCUCUGUUUUAUCUUCAAGCUUUAUCUUCUUCAUGAAUGCACUUUGAAUUUAACGCCUCCAUGUACAUUUUCUCUUGCAGGAUAUCUUUUGGUCUGUCUAUGUCGGUAAGUGCUGUGUUGAAACGAUUUCCCAUCUCUGCACGGUCAUUAACGGUACAUUAGAUAUCCUCUGAGACUUGCUCUCUGUGUUCAGACGGAGACCAGUGUGCAGAGAAGCCCUGCAAGAAUGGAGCUAUGUGCUCAGACAGUGUUGGAGGCUACGACUGCAUCUGCAAAUCGGGCUUUUCUGGAGUCCACUGUGAGAAAGGUGAGGAGGCGACGCUCCUAAUUCGUGUGCAGUCAUCAUAAACUCACUCCUAAUUUGACGGGUUUUGUUUUGUCGCUGCAGAUCAGACUCUGUGCUCGCUAAAGAAGGAUGAGGGCUGCACCCAGUUCUGUAAACCGGGCUACACGUCCUACGAGUGCUCUUGUGCACGCGGAUGGAAAAUUAGCCGCACAGACAGGAACAAGUGUGAGUCUGCAGGUAUGUCUGUUUGGGAUUUUUUUGAUUUUACACUUCUUUUUGUCCAGCAACAGCAAAUAUAUCAGUUUAUAUCACAUAACAACAAUGUUUCUCUGAAGGAUUCUCUGAUGAGACGAAAUUUUCAACUGAUUGUCUUUGCCAGUGGAAGCGAAUGUUUUGUGUAAAUGUUAAUUUUGUCCUUUAAUGCACGAGUGCCUGAAAGGAAGAACGUCAGCACAACACAGGAGGCAGAGCAGCCAGACAGAAACCUGCUACACAGCACAAAAACACAAAGUUUGAGCAUUUAGGCUGAGUCACCUUAAAAACAUUCACAUUCACAGUGUCUGUGCAGCUUUUCCGAGUAUUUCCCCUCAUUUUUGCUCAUUGCUGUAGUUAUUUUGUUUCAGAUAACUAAACUGAGAAGGAGCAGAAAAAAAAAACAGUUUCAUCAGCAUGCUAUCCAUACUCCAGUCUGACACCUGUCCCCUCCAAGCAUUAAAAAAAUCAUUACAGAAAGAGUCAGUCCUCUUGCUCACAAAGAGGUUUCAGUUUCAAUCUUGUCACAACUAGCCGAAAACUCCUCGCAGGGCCUUGAAGACAGCUUUUCUUCACCUUUGGAGAACAAAAGAGAGGAUUAAUUGUGCCGUCGGUGACUCUUCAACAAGAGAGAGAAGUUAUUUAAUGAGAAAAAGUUAUAACAUCUCACAUUCUUCCCUCAGUGGCUUACCCCUGUGGUAAGGCACUUAAUCCUAGUCGCUGGAGGGAACACCUGGCCAGCAACACUCGCUCUGAGUUCAAAGGACUCUCCUGCGGUCUUGGAGAUUGUCCCUGGCAGGUACGCUCAAACACUCCCUUAUGCUGUCAUCUCAUUACAUGUGUUACUGAAAUGAACUGUUCUGUACGCAAGUCCACAUUACUCUCAAUUAAGGGUGUUUGUUGUCUUUGCAGGCCCUCCUGAGGAACACACAGUCUGCAGGUUUUUGUAGCGGGGUCAUUCUGAAGGAGAACCUGGUCCUGACUUCAGCCCAGUGUGCAAGCAAAUACGAGUCCUUCCAGGUGUCUGUGGGUAAGCACUCAAAACAGGAUGUUAGCACGUCAGCAGAAAGACAGAGUACGGCCCUUGAAUAGUCAUUAAAGAGGAAUGUAGGAGUUUCCAUUUUUAUUUGAAUGUCAUUAUUUGUCCACAAGCUUUGCAGUAGUCACCGUUUUUAAUGUUCCCGUUUUCAGGAAAACGCGCCACCUUCAGUGAACCUGGAGAGCAGACGCUGUAUGUACAUAAAAGUCACAUCCACCCGCGCUACGUGGCGGGUCGCCCUGAGAACGACCUGGCUGUGCUUGAGCUCCGUGACCGCAUCCAGUUUAAGAGAGAUGUGUCUGCCGCGUGUCUGCCGGAGAAAGACUUUGCUGAGAGCAUCCUGAUGGUGGGAGAUUACCCAGCAGUGAUCACGGGCUGGAUGGAGUCCACGGCGUCGUCUGCUUUCGAGGACUCUCUCAAGCUUAACCACCUGCAGUACAAGCCCCUCCCUCAAUGUUUGGAGACUUUCCCCGACCUGAUAACCAACAAAAUGGGCUGCACCGUUCCCCGGACCAACGCUGACUGCACCUUGGGGUCCAGCAGUCCUCUGCUCACCAUGCACAGAGAUGUGUUCUUCCUCACUGGGAUAGUCAACCAGCCACCAGGGGGCGACUGCACCAAGGGCUACGUCUUCCAGAAAGUGUCACGUCACCUCGGCUGGCUGCGGCAGUACAUGGGCUCACGUUAGGGAUGUGUGGAGUCUGGAGAAACAUGAGAGGAUACAUGUAGAAAUUACAGGAUACCACACGUUAAAUAAAACAUGAAAACAGGGAAUGAGAAAUUUAGUUCAUUUUCAUUGUUGUUAUUUUCUGUUUGUUAAUAAUAUCCGUCUCUUAAUGAAACACUAUCCUACACACUCAACUUUGUAUGUGGGCUUCUUUGUUUAUCCACAAGGUGGCGCUCUAAUAUAAUAAGCAGAGAGGCUCCUCCUGUACGUACAGCUCAGUUAGAGAUGCAGUGAAUUAUUCAGCAUGUGUUUUGUGACUUGUUCAUGCCAUUUAAUGACCUUUAAGUGAUGCUAUUUUUAGUGACUACUGUACUGUUUGACCUGCACCUUGUAACGCUCCAGGUAUAACUACUGUUCUAUACAUGUAAUAAACUUAAUAACAUACACAUGAUGCUGAUGCUGUUAUUCUCCCAGGAUGAAGUGGACGGUAGC
Molecule: messenger RNA, 8684 nt
Organism: Xyrichtys novacula (pearly razorfish)
Lineage: Eukaryota; Metazoa; Chordata; Actinopteri; Labriformes; Labridae
Source: the annotation of a GenBank genome assembly